GAUGUUACAUUGAAAUGGUUUACCUGUGAGAGGUUAGUUUAAUGGGUUAAGGGAAAAAAGACGUGAAAAAUAUUUAGAAAAGUUGGAAGGAUCAAAGUAAAUCUUCAAUCGAAUGAUAUGCCACUGGAUAGCUUCCGAUCUGUUUGUGACGUUUGCAUCGAGCACAAGUUUGUAUAAUUUGCUUCUUUUCUCAAAACCCGUUCGAAUUAACCGAUCAUAUCCGUCAUGACACAAGCCCCUCUUAAUGAAUGAAAGUGGGUUUUAAAUGCUAUUAUACUUUCAUUUGUCAUAUUUUGAACAAAUCAUUGAUAAUAGAUAUUUACAUGUAUCAUGUUGAUUGAUUCGAAAAGAGGUACAGUAUCGCACUUUUACUGAUUCACUAAAAGAAAUGGAUAUGUCGUACAAGAUACUUCUGUUUCAAGCUAAGGGCAGUCAAAAAAGUCAGCAAAAAAGCUAUGACAUGUUAAAUCGCAUAACAAUACUUUCUUACAAUUGUUGUUAAUAGUGCAAGCCAAUCUUUUUUAUAGUUUUAUAAGGGUUUGACUUUCUGUUUGUUUUAAGCCUCAAUGUAGCGAGUUUACAGGGCACCGUUGAAAAUCAAUUCACUUCUCUUACCAAUAAAUCAAACUUUAAAGUUAAAGAGAAACUUUCUCGCCAUAGAUAGAUGUACUGUAAACUUACUAUUAGUUGUAUUAACAAUUGAAUGUUAGCCAUUCAGAAUUCUAAAAUUGACAAAGGUCACUUUUUCAUGCAAUUUUCCUAAUUAAAUCGGUAAACUACACGAUAUUCAGUUUUUUUUCUGCAUUCCUUAUUGAUUGCAUCUCAAUAAGAUAAUUUGGUAGAUCAAUAUCGAAUCCAUGAUCCGAUCUCAUUUCUUGCUAUUUAGCUGAGCUAAAUCUCACACUAAAAAUUCGUUCGUAACCUUAAAUAUUAUUGAAAAAGGUGUCAUUACUGUUAAUGUGUUUUAUAACUAAUUUAACAAUAAUAUAUUAAUUUUCCUCGAUUAUAUGUUUGGACAUAUUUAACUUCUGCUAUAGUUCAUAAUUGCUGAAAUCAAACACAUCUCUAGAGCCGAUCAUCUGCAUUGAAAAGUGAAUUUGUUAGGCUUAAGCAUUAGUUGAUUUUAUAAUGUUUAUCAAUGAACUUCCAGACGAUUGUUUGCUCAUCAUUUUUGGUUUAAUGGAUGAAUUAGAUGAUUUAUUAAACUGCUAUAAGGUUUGCAUCAAAUGGAGCCAUUUAAUAGCGGAGCGAGCUAAAAAAGUUAAAUACUUGGUUGAACAUCGAGAUUGGUGGAAUAAUGAACCAUUUCCAAGUUAUACUUUUGACCAUGUUUAUUAUCGAACAGAGAAACCAAUUGAUGGAGACUGUCUGAGCACAUUAUUUCCAAAUCUAAUGAUUGCUGACUUUUCCGGAUUGCGUGAAAAAGUGAAAUUUCAAGAUCUUGUUACAUUGGUUAAAAAUAUAAAAUCUUUUAAAGGAUUAAUUCAUCAAGUUCAUAGCGACGAAGAAUCAAUUUUUCAAUAUUGUGAUCAACUCGAAAUGGUAUCCACCGAUUUCAUGGAGCCAUGCAUACAAAAGAAUGGUGUUAAUAUUAAACAAUUGCAUAUUUCGGGCUAUCAACUAUAUUAUUUCCAGCAAGAUGCUCACUUUUUCCCAAAUCUUGAAAGACUACAUAUUUAUUUCAAUGAAAACUGGCCAGAUGGCUACUACGAUGGUCCGAUAUUGAGAAAACUUAAAAUUCUUGAACUGUUCUUAUCUUCUUAUUGUCCUGAUGACAUUUAUUAUGGUUUCCAAUUCAUGGAUUCAUGUCCAAAUCUUCAAAGUGCACACAUUUACUUACAAUAUAAUCAUAUUUUUGUUGAUGAAUCAUUAAAACAUAAAUCUUUGCAAGAUUUAGUUAUUGAAUUUUUUCAUCCUGGUCAUAAUGAAAGUUUCAACUGGAAUGAUUGGAAAAGAUUGUUUAUGAAAUAUACAAAUCUUAAGCAUCUUGCAAUGUGUAGCUUCAAGGACCUGGAAAAUGAACAUGUCGAACAAAUGGUCCGCAUAUUGCCCAAUUUAGUGUUAUUCGAAGUUCGUUGUUGUCCGGGGGUCACUCAGAAGGCUGCUGAUUAUGUUCAAGAUUUUAAUAAGCUAUAUGGACGAUCAAUCAAGCUUUAUUUCGAUGAAAAUCACCAUGAAAUUCAAUCAGAUUGGCCUCAUUUAUCCACUAGGUGUGGAAAAAUCAGUCAAGGCUUUGAUUUCAUGAAACAUUGUUUUCUCAAACAUUUUCAUAGCCUUUCUAUUUUUUUAAUUUCUGAUGAGGACUAAAUAACCAAAUUCACACACACAUUGUAUUCAUUGGUUUCUCAAUAAAGAGUCUACAAUGUAUGACAGGAUUUUAUAUCUGAUUCUUAAAAUGUCUUAAGGUACCGCAAAAGUCACUAUUAAACAUUUUGCCAGGUCAAAAAAGUCUUUAAAACACUAGUCACUACAUAUUUAAAAUUGAAAUAAAAAGAUAUUUGACGUCUAUGGAAUUGAUUCUUAAGCAUGAAAAUGGUGUUUCAUGCCUAAUGAAACUCAUAGAAACAUUUAUUUUGCAAAAUUAUUUUGACCAACUUGGAAAUUUGCCAUUUUGCACAUGAUAUUCGAAAUUUUACUCAUCAUGAUUUAUUAUGAUAUUCAUCAACUUUUAAUAAGAAUAUGUAUUGAAUUACCCGAAAUCAUUCGAGAUCAGAGAACCAAAAAGAGCACAUUUGCAAAUUUAAGAUGUGUUGAUUCAAAAUCGAAACGUGUCACAUUGAUUUCAAAAUGUCUGGAAUAGGAUUCGAUUAAACUGGAAUCAAACCCAAUGAGUUACAUAAUCCACGCUUUUCUGUGAUUUAAAGGAUUGUAUCUUUUCCUUGUGUGAAAUUUCUUUACGCUAUAACUUUACAGAUUUCGUGGAUAGUAAAUUCUAUUGUUACUCUUUGCCUCUCUCCUUCAAAAUUUGCUCCAUACUUGAAAUUUUAUGCAAACAAAUGUCAUUGCUGUUAAUGUGUUUUAUCACUAAUUUGCUUUAUUUUUCUUAAUUAUUAAUAUAUGUUUAUGCUACCGAAGUUUAUAAUUUUGUUGGAAUCAAUCACAUCUUUAGAUCGGAUCAUCUGCAAGCUGUGAAUCUUCAGGCUUAAGCAUUAGUCGAUCUUACGAUGUUUAUCAAUCAACUUCCAGACGAUUGUUUGCUCAUCAUUUUCAGUUCAAUAAAUGAAUUGGACGAUUUAUUAAAUUGCUAUAAGGUAUGCAGCAAAUGGAGCCAUUUAAUUGCGGAGCGAACCAGAAAAGUUAAAUAUUUGGUUGAACAUACUUAUUGGUGGAACAAUGGAUCAUCUCCAAAUUAUCCAUUCGAUUAUGUUUAUUAUCGAACAAAGGAACCAAUGGAUGGAACUUGUUUGAGCACAUUAUUUCCUAAUUUAAUGAUUGGCGAAUUCUCUCAUGGAUUCCAUAAAAAAGUAAAACAUGAAGAAAUUGUUUCAUUGGUCAAAAAUAUAAAAUCUUGCAAAGGAUUGAUUCAUCAAUUCUAUCAAGGAAAUGAAUCAAUAUUCCAAUAUUGUGAUCAACUCGAAAUGGUGUCAACUGAUUACAUUGAGCCGUGGAUAAAAAAGAAUGGUGUAAAUAUUAAACAAUUGCACCUUUUGGGUACUCUCGAGAGUUUCAAGGAAGAUGCACAUUAUUUUCCAAAUCUUGAAAGACUAUACAUUCAUGAUGAUGGAGGCCAAAACUGCAUCUACGAUGGUCCCAUAUUUAGAAGACUUAAAAUAAUUGAAUUGGCCUUAUCUUCUUUGGAUGAUGUUGAUGGUGUGGUCGGUCCAGACGUUUAUUAUGGCUUCAAUUUUAUCGAUUAUUGUCCCAAUUUACAAAGUGCACAUUUUAAAGUGGACUCUGAUGUGACACUUGUCGACGAAUCAGUAAAACACAAAUCUUUGCAGGAUUUAGUUUUACAUUUUGAUUCCGGGUUCGAUGAGUGGUAUCAAUUGAAAUUUGGAUUAAUCAGUUUGUUCUUGAAAUGUCCAAAUCUUAAACAUCUUGCAAUGAGAAAAUGCUAUCCCUUGGAAAAUGCACAUGUCAAGCAUUUGGUGGGUAUUUUACCCAAUUUAGUGUUACUCGAUGUUCGUGGAUCUCCAAAAGUCACUCGGGAGGCUGCUGAUUAUAUUCAAGAUUAUAAUAAACUACAUGGACGAUCUAUCAAGUUUUAUUUCAAAGAUAAUCACCAGAAGAUUUCAUCAGAUUGGCCUCAGUUAUCAACUGAGUGGGGAAAAAUCAGUCAAGGUUUUGAUUUCAUGAAACAUUGUUUCCUCAAAGAUUUUCCCAGUCUUUCUACUUUCUUGAUACCUUGUGAGGACUUGUGAAAACCAAAUGAACACACUUAUAAAUUGAUAUCUCUAAUGAAAAGGUCUCUACAUUCAGUCAUAAUUGUGACUGUUUUUGUGAAUUCACAGUGUGUUGAUGCUUUGACGGUGUAGAAUCAACUCUUAUUUUAAUAUCAAUGAAUUUCAUUUCAA
This is a messenger RNA of Tetranychus urticae (two-spotted spider mite), 4514 nucleotides long. The record is from RefSeq and is a predicted model, not a curated record. NCBI's taxonomy places the organism in Eukaryota, Metazoa, Arthropoda, Arachnida, Trombidiformes, Tetranychidae.